Messenger RNA from Camarhynchus parvulus, 1749 nucleotides. It is a transcript of the gene LRRC31, whose product is annotated as leucine rich repeat containing 31. The record is from RefSeq and is a predicted model, not a curated record. The transcript has 10 exons. NCBI's taxonomy places the organism in Eukaryota, Metazoa, Chordata, Aves, Passeriformes, Thraupidae. Bases 1 to 1749 code for a protein of 582 amino acids. Gene Ontology annotation, molecular function: protein binding.
AUGGAAAAGACAGAUGACCAGAACUGUCAGGGUAGACAUGAAGAGGACAACCCAAAGAGUUCCCCAUUUGACUUUGUUAUAAAACAGUUCCAAGGAAAGAAGUGUGCUCCUGAAAAAAGGAAAGAGCAGCCUUCAGCCAUCAAAGAAUUCUUCAAAAGCUUUGACUUUGGGAAAUCUGAAGGCAAGGACAGAAGGGAAAUUGAAGAAACAGAAAUAAGCAGUGAUGGAGCUGAUGAUCAGAGUGAAAAGCAAGAUCUCUCUGUAGAAGAUGGACAUUCACAUCACACUUCUGAAGAAGAGUCACCAUCUGGUGAGCAGAGAUUUAACCAGUUCAUGGAGAAACUGGGAAAGAAACCCAGCAGCAAGAAUCUGGAUCUAAAUAAUUGUGCACUAAGUGCAGCAGAUGUAACAGAGCUAGCUUCUUUACUGCCGUUUCUCCCAGAGCUGGAAGAGCUCAGCCUGUCCUGGAAUGGUUGUGUUGGAGGCACUUUGAAAGCUCUCACUGUCCAUCUUCACCACGUGAGCCUGUUAAAAGUCCUCCGACUUAACAACUGCAGGCUGACAGCUGAGGAUGUCAUCUCCUUAGGAGAAGCAUUUGAAAUUGUUUCUCAGCUUGAAGAACUGGAUUUAUCAUGGAACAGUAACAUUGGUGGAAAACUAUCACUGCUGACAAAAAAACUUCAGGAAGGAUGCAAAUUAAAAUGUCUGAAAAUGACGGACUGUAACCUGACAGCAAAGGAUGGAGAAUCCCUUGCUGAACUUCUAAAUGUGAUCUCAAACCUCGAAGUAUUAGAUAUCUCCAUCAACAAAAACAUUGGCUGCAGCAUGAAGAUUAUUGCUCAGGAUCUGAAAAAUGUACCAGGCUUGAAAGAGUUAAACUUGCACAUGUGUGGAUUAAAGCAAGACAGCCUCCAGGGCUUAGACACUGCUUUACAGCACCUUGCAGAGCUAAGGAAAUUAGACAUCUCGUGUAACAGAGAGAUUGGUGGUGGCUUUAAAGCAUCAACAGCUCAUUUGGCCAGCUUGAAAAAUCUGGAAGUCCUUGAUCUUCAUCAGUGCGGUGUCACAGAAGAGGACAUGACUGUUUUGUCCCAGGUGAUACCUUUACUCUCCAAUCUUCAAGAGCUGAAUUUAUCCUCGAAUAAAAAUGUAGGACUCUCAUCAGAUCCUCUUCUGGGCAGGCUCAGGUUUUUACCAAAGCUGAGAUCUGUGACCAUCAGCAAUUGUGGCUUAGGUGAAGAGUCGCUUUCAUCUCUAGCUGAGGCCGCCCUUCACCUUCCUGAACUGGAGAUAUUAGACCUUUCUUGGAAUAAGUGCGUUGGUGGGAACCUAAAGCUGCUUUUGGGAGCACUAAAGCUUGCAACGGAGAUUCAAGUGUUAAGACUGAGCAGCUGUAACCUGCUGGCUGAAGAUUUGGCACUUCUAACAUCCCUGAGGCAAGAUGGCCACUUGGCCAGAUUGCAGAAGCUGGAUUUGAGUUAUAACAACACCAUCCCUGAUGAAGGCUGGGCUGUUUUCUGCCAAGGUUUAGGAGCAUUCAAGGAACUCUCGGAGCUGGAUGUGAGCCUGAGUCCAUCGUCCUGCCGGGACUGUGGGCUGUGGUUUGGGGACUUGUUGGCAGCACUGACCCAGCUGCCAGCCUUGGCAGAGCUGGCCAUGCAAAGAUGGGCCCUUUCAGAGUCCCAGAGGAAGCAAAUGGAAGGCUUUAAUCAAGACAACAAAAGAAACAUUCGUUUUGACUGUUGGUGA